This is a messenger RNA of Nestor notabilis (Kea), 3756 nucleotides long. RefSeq names its product DEAH (Asp-Glu-Ala-His) box helicase 30 (gene DHX30). Gene Ontology annotation, molecular function: DNA helicase activity; G-quadruplex RNA binding; ATP binding. The transcript has 18 exons. The coding region runs from base 427 to 3513 and encodes 1028 amino acids. The record is from RefSeq and is a predicted model, not a curated record. Lineage: Eukaryota; Metazoa; Chordata; Aves; Psittaciformes; Psittacidae. Gene Ontology annotation, cellular component: nucleus; cytoplasm; intracellular anatomical structure.
UCUGUUGUUUUUUUUCUUUUAGACUCCAGAGACUUAUUAAAGGAAUUUCCACAGCCUAAAAACUUGCUCAACAGCGUGAUUGGACGAGCCCUGGGCAUUUCUCAUGCGAGGGACAAGCUGGUGUACAUCCACACCAAUGGGCCAAGAAAAAAGAAAGUCACUCUGCAUAUAAAGUGGCCUAAGAAUGUGGAAGUGGAAGGCUAUGGGACCAAGAAGAUCGAUGCCGAGAGGCAGGCAGCAGCUGCAGCAUGUCAGCUCUUCAAGGGUUGGGGUUUGCUGGGGCCCAGAAAUGAGCUCUUCGAUGCUGCAAAGUACCGUCUCCUUGCUGACCAGCUUGGCUGUCCCGAUGAGAGGUGGUGCUCAGAGGGCAAGUGGCGUUCCAAGUCUGGACCAUCUCUUGCCGACUUGUCAACCUGCUGGCGACGGAUGGAACCAGAUGAUUCCAUCCAGCCCAUGGAACAGGGCAGGAUGCCUAAAGCAAUGAGAAGAGAAGAGCUGGAGGAAGGGGAGCUAGAGGAAGGGGAACUGGAGGAAGGAGAGCUGGAAGAAGAAGCAAUCGAUGUUUCUGAUUAUCUACCUAUGGCACAUCCAGAUGCUCGAACCCCGGGCAGAGAUGCAAGCCGAGGAGGGAGUUCCAUUGAAAUGACAGAUGACAACACUGCCAUCCGUGCCCUGACGCAGUUCCCACUUCCCAAAAAUCUCCUUGCCCAAGUGAUUCAGAUUGCAACCUCUUCCUCCACAGUCAAGGAAUACAUGCAGUUCCGUACAGUAGGCACCAAGACCAAGAUCUGCAAGCUCACGCUCCGCUGGCCCUGUCCCAUGACUUUUGCUGCCAAGGGCCGUCGCAAGGUGGAGGCAGAAAACAAAGCAGCAGCACUGGCCUGUCAGAAGCUGAAGAGCCUUGGCUUGGUGGACAAGAACAACAACCCUCUCAGCCAUGCUAUGUACAACAUGACUUCACUGCGGGAGCUUGGUGAGAACCAGCGGAAACCCUGCCACAUCAAAGUCCCUGAGGCAACCCUGCGCAAGAUUGAGAACUAUCUGAAUCACUAUCCAGUGGACAUCAGGGAAUCCAGGCCCCGGAUUGCAGAUGACAUGAUGAAUCUGAGCAAGGAAUCUGGUGCCAUAAGUGACGCAAUCACAGGGAAGACAUACAUACCCAUGUUGGAAGCAGAAGAAGUACGCCUUAGCCAGAAUCUCCUGGCCCUCUGGAAAAGGAGAGGAUCCUCGUGGCAGGAGAGCCACCCGCUGCCAGUAGAUCCUCACAAGGACACCAUCCUGUCGGCUAUUGAGCAGAACCCUGUUGUGGUAAUAGCAGGAGAUACAGGCUGUGGGAAAACCACCAGGAUCCCUCAGCUUCUGCUGGAACACUACAUCCUGGAGGGACGUGGUGCCCGCUGCAACGUAGUGAUCACUCAGCCAAGGAGGAUCAGUGCCAUCUCAGUUGCCCAGCGUGUGGCACAAGAGUUGGGUCCCAAUAUGAGGAAGAAUGUGGGCUAUCAGGUGCGACUGGAGAGCAAGCCACCUGCCAGGGGAGGAGCUCUUCUUUUCUGCACCGUGGGCAUCCUGCUGCGGAAGCUGCAGGGGAACCCCAGCCUGGAGGGUGUCAGCCAUGUUGUAGUCGAUGAGGUCCACGAGCGAGAUGUCAACACCGAUUUCCUGCUCAUCCUGCUAAAGGGCAUCCAGAAGCUCAACCCUGACCUGCGCCUGGUCUUAAUGAGUGCCACAGGAGACAAUCAACGUUUCUCACAUUAUUUUGGGGAUUGCCCUGUGGUCAAGGUGCCGGGUUUCAUGUACCCAGUGAAGGAAUACUAUUUGGAGGAGAUCUUGGCCAAGCUGGGCCGGCACCGACACCGGCACUAUGAGAUCAAGCAAUCUGAUGAUGAAUGUGUCCUUGAUCUUGAUCUCAUCACUGACCUAGUACUCCAGAUUGAUGCCCAUGGAGAACCAGGUGGGAUCCUCUGCUUCCUCCCUGGCUGGCAGGAAAUCAAAGGAGUGCAGCAGCGCCUGCUCGAGAUGCUCGGGUCUCAGAACAGCCGGUACCUUGUCUUACCAGUGCACUCCAACAUCCCCAUGAUGGACCAGCAAAACAUCUUCCAGAGGCCUCCACCUGGCGUCAGGAAGAUUGUCCUGGCUACCAACAUCGCUGAGACCUCCAUCACCAUCAAUGACAUUGUCCAUGUGGUGGACAGUGGCACGCACAAGGAGGAACGCUAUGAUCUAAAGACCAAGGUGUCCUGCCUGGAAACGGUGUGGGUGUCCAAGUCAAAUGUGGUGCAGAGGCGAGGGCGUGCUGGUCGCUGUCAGUCAGGAUUUGCCUAUCACCUCUUCCCACGCAGCCGCCUGGACAAGAUGCCAACUUACCAGGUUCCAGAGAUCCUACGCACCCCACUGGAGAACCUGGUGGUGCAGGCCAAGAUCCACAUGCCAGAGAAAACGGCAGUUGAAUUUCUCUCAAAGGCUCUGGACAGCCCUGACAUCAAAGCUGUGGAUGAAGCAGUGAUCUUGCUGCAGGAGAUCGGAGUCCUGGACCAGCGAGAAGCCCUCACCACCCUGGGUAAGCGCCUUGCCCAGAUCUCCACAGAUCCUCGGCUAGCAAAGGCCAUUGUCUUGGCAUCCAUCUACCGUUGCCUCCACCCGCUGCUCGUCAUCGUUUCCUGCCUCACCCGAGACCCCUUCAGCAGCAGCCUGCAAAACCGUGCAGAGGUGGACAAGGCCAAGGCUGUUCUGAGCCGGGAGAGUGGGAGUGAUCACCUCGCAUUUGUCAGGGCCGUGGCAGGCUGGGAGGAGGUGCUGAGGCGUAGAGACAGUCGUGCCAGGGAUAACUACCUGCAGGACUACUACCUGUAUGGCCCCAGCCUUCGCUUCAUCAAUGGCCUUGUCAAGCAGUUCUCUGAGAACCUCUAUGAAGCCUUCUUGGUGUCGUCCCCAUCUGACUGUACCAUGCCAUCCUCUGUAUGUAACCAGUACAGUGAAGAGGAAGAACUUGUCAAGGGAGUCCUUAUGGCUGGGCUCUACCCUAACCUCAUCCAGGUGAGACAAGGCAAAGUGACCCGACAGGGGAAGUUCAAACCCAACAGCUACGCAUAUAGGACAAAGGCUGGCACUGUUCUGCUCCACAAGUCAACAAUCAACAGGGAGGCGUCCAAGCUGUACAGCCGCUGGCUAACAUACUUCAUGGCGGUGAAGUCCAACGGUGGGGUGUUUGUGCGGGACUCCUCCCAGGUCCACCCGCUGGCCGUGCUGCUCAUGACCGACACAGAUAUCCACGUCCGAGAUGAUGGCUGGCGAGCAACAGUCUCCCUGACAGACAGUGAUCUCCUGGUGCUGGAGGGAGACUCCUACACCAUACGCCUCCUGCGUGAUUUCCGUGUGUCGCUCUCCAAGAUGGUGGAGACGUGUCUGUGCUAUGAGAUGGCAGCCAUCCCUGGGGACCUGCACCACCAGCACAGCCAGCUGCUCGACAUCCUGGUGGAUCUGCUCAAAGGCCCUCCUGGCAGCUUUGGUGCUUAGGCAGAGCUGGAGGAUUGUGUGGGGACUUGUAAUUUGUAUAAAGAUGUUCACAAAUGUUUAUUUAAAUAAAGUUCUAUUUAUCCCUUGUGAAGUCAUCUCUCUCCAUCCUAGAAGAUUAAUGUUGUCUGAAUCUCCUGCUGUCGGCUCCGUGCAUGGUCAACGCAUAGGAAGAGCCAGCGCUGUACUGCCGGGAAUGGACUGGGAGUACCAACGGCCCCUGACGCGAGCUUCAUGGACACCCAC